Mya arenaria is the source of this 1353-nucleotide messenger RNA. Its product is annotated as receptor-type tyrosine-protein phosphatase C-like. Bases 196 to 1353 code for a protein of 385 amino acids. The transcript is spliced from 13 exons. Gene Ontology annotation, molecular function: protein tyrosine phosphatase activity. NCBI's taxonomy places the organism in Eukaryota, Metazoa, Mollusca, Bivalvia, Myida, Myidae. Gene Ontology annotation, biological process: protein dephosphorylation. The record is from RefSeq and is a predicted model, not a curated record.
UCCAUUUGUACGUCUGCCUCUAACCAAACUAAACUAAAUGGUAAAGCAACGUUCCAAGUAUAUACUACUGAUGAGAGGGAAACAAAAAGAGAGAAGCCGUCAUUCGAUAACGAGAGACAUUUCAAAAGAUGCAAAUCAUUACCCAUACUAAACACAACUGGAAGCUGGACGCCAGCAAACAAACCCACUUCCGUCAUGCAACAAGUAUCUGCAUAUGCGGAAACUGUACAUGAAAACAAGAUUGACCUUGAAAUUGAUGAGGAGGGCAAUGAGACGCUUGAUGAGUCUUCUAAAGAUGGUCCGGCUGAUUAUAAUGAACCUGAAUCAACAACUUAUCAGCCAAAAAUACCCAGCGAUCAACUCGUCGAGUAUCUAGAUGAAAAGAGUCAUGAUGGGCUUAGUUCGGAAUUUGGGACCUUUACUUGCGGUCUUGUGAAACCGUAUGUGGAAUCGCAGAAGACGGAGAACAUAUAUAAGAAUCGAUAUAAAGGCAUUUAUCCAUACGAUGAUUCAAGGGUCAAGGUCAGUGGUAGAUCAGACUACAUCAAUGCCAGCUUUAUUGACGGGUAUAACAAACCGCAACAGUACAUCGCCACAUUAGGUCCAACUUCUAAACAAUUGGGAGAUUUCAGCUUAUUCUGGAAAAUGAUUUGGCAACAAAGAGUUGAGAAGGUUGUAAUGGUUACCAAUCUCACUGAACAGGGAUAUCCCAAAUGCGAGCAAUACUGGCCAAAUCCUGGAACAACUAAGACAUUUGGUGCUAUAGAAGUAAAAAGCAGCUCGGAGGAUGAGUAUGCCGAGUUUACUAGGAGGGCUUUCACUGUGACCAUGGGGAUCGAAGAAAGGACGGUGCACCAUUUGCACUUCACGUGUUGGCCUGUAAGAGCGAUACCCGACGAUGUAACAGCGAUGAUAGAGUUCAGACAGCGGGUACUGAUUACGCCGAGUACAUUGAAUGGACCUACAGUUGUGCAUUGCAGUGCGGGUGUUGGAAGAACAGGAAUAUACAUUGCCCUGGACAUCCUUACAGAAGAAGGUGAGGUGGAACGAGCCAUUGAUAUAGCGGGAUGCGUCCACAAAAUGCGCCAGAACAGGCCGAAUAUGGUUCAGACAUUGAAGCAAUACCAGUUUUUGCACAAAGCUGCGGUGUAUUCAUUGACAUUCGACUGCAAACAAAUCAAGGGAGAGAACUUCAAACAGUAUAUGAACAACCACUCUACAAAAGAACUGAAUAAUCAAUUCAUUAGAUUGCAGCAUUCUGUCGAAAUACGAUCUAACAAAGAAACUAGGGCAGUAGAGCGAAAUAAACGGCUUUUGAACAAAAACAGACAAAACGCCGAUAUUCCAGAUUAG